CAUAAACAGCUCGUCAACCACCUCGGUAGCUUGCUAGCCAACAUAGCCGAAAGAUUCAAGCUAUUUAGACGCUUUCGGUGUAUAUUAGCUACUGUGUUUUAGACACACUUAGGUCGUAUCUACUUGUUAACCUAUUUAAUAUUACGUUAUUUUGUAUCAGUCAGCUAUAGGAGCUGGCUGGUCCAAUUAGCACUAGCCUAGUCGCUAAUGAUAGCUAGCUAGCUAACGUCCCCGACCAUGAGCUCCCUAAACAUCACCUCUCCUGUUAAAGAAGAGGUGAUCUGCUGGACGGAGAAAGAAGCUCUUGUGAAAGAGGAGAAGGAAGAAGACAAUAUCACAGUAAAACAAGAAGUAGAGGGUGAGGCUGUUACAGUGACAGAAGAGAAAGACGUUACAGUGAAAGAUGCGUUCAGAGUGAAAGAGGAGGAUUUUACUGUGAAAGAAGAGGAGGAUGUAGUUUUUCGUGUGAAAGAAGAGGAGGUUGGAGAUCUGUUUAACACCAGAGAGAGACGGGACUACCGUGGGUCCUCUGGGGAGCCUCAACAACCUCAUGAUGCUGACGAGGCAGAGAAGAGUCUCUCCAGAUCAGAACACAUCAAGAAACACCAGCGGAGAUCCACAGGGAAGAAACCUCACUGCUGCUCUGACUGUGGGAAGAGAUUCACCUCCUUAGCAGGCAUUAAAAUUCAUCAGAAAAUCCACACAGUAGAGAAACCUUAUAGCUGUCAAUGUGGGAAGAGUUUUACUCAUUCAACCAGACUGAUAUCACACCAGAGAACACACACAGGAGAGAAAUCGUAUAGCUGUGAUCAAUGUGGGAAGAGUUUUGUUACAUCUGGCCAUCUGAAAAUACACCAGAGAACACACACAGGGGAGAAACCGUUUAGCUGUACUCAAUGUGGUAAGAGUUUUACUCAGCUAAGCAACCUUAUAUCACACCAGAGAACACACACAGGAGAUAAACCAUAUAGCUGUGGUCAAUGUGGGAAGAGUUUUGGUCAAUCUAGCACUCUGACUCUACACCAAAGAAUACACACAGGAGAGAAAUCUUAUAGCUGUACUCAAUGUGGUAAGAGUUUUACUCAGCUAAGCAGCCUGAUAUCACACCAGAGAACACACACAGGAGAGAAGCCAUAUAGCUGUAAUGAAUGUCGGAAGAGUUUUAUUCACCUAAGCAGCUUGAUGUCACACAAGAGAACACACACAAGAGAGAAAUCUUAUAGCUGUACUCAAUGUGGGAAGAGUUUUGAUACGUCUAGCCAUCUUAUUGUACACCAGAGAAUACACACAGGAGAGAAACCUUAUAGCUGUGGUCAAUGUGGGAAGAGUUUUGGUCAAUCUAGCACUCUGACUCUACACCAGAGAAUACACACAGGAGAGAAAUCGUAUAGCUGUGGUCAAUGUGGGAAGAGUUUUACUACAUCUGCCCAACUGACUCUACACCAGAGAACACACACAGGAGAGAAACCUUAUAGCUGUGAUCAAUGUGGGAAGAGUUUUACUACAUCUGCCCAACUGACUCUACACCAGAGAACACACACAGGAGAGAAACCUUAUAGCUGUGAUCAAUGUGGGAAGAGUUUUGCUGCAUCUAGCACUCUGACUCUACACCAGAGAAUACACACAGGAGAGAAAUCUUAUAGCUGUGAUCAAUGUGGAAAGAGUUUUGGUCGAUCUGGCCAGCUGACAUCACACCAGAGAAUACACACAGGAGAGAAACCUUAUAGCUGUGAUCAAUGUGGAAAGAGUUUUGGUCGAUCUGGCCAGCUGACAUCACACCAGAGAAUACACACAGGAGAUAAAUCUUAUACCUGUGGUCAAUGUGGGAAGAGUUUUACUACAUCUAGCAUUCUGACUGUACACCAGAGAACACACACAGGAGAUAAACCUUAUACUUGUGGUCAAUGUGGGAAGAGUUUUACUACAUCUGGCUCUCUGACUGUACACCAGAGAAUACACACGGGAGAGAAACCUCAUAGCUGUGAUCAAUGUGGGAAGAGUUUUGAUCAAUCUUGCCAUCUGAUUCAACACCAGAGAACACACACAGGAGAGAAACCUUAUAGCUGCGAUCAAUGUGGGAAGAGUUUUAGUCAAUCUGGACAGCUGACAGUGCACCAGAGAACACACACAGGAGAGAAGCCUUACAGCUGUGGUCAAUGUGGGAAGAGUUUUACUACAUCUAGCAAUCUGACUACACACCAGAGAACACACACAGGAGAGAAAGCUUAUAGCUGUGAUCAAUGUGGGAAGAGUUUUGAUCAAUCUGGACAGCUGACAGUGCACCAGAGAAUACACACAGGAGAGAAGCCUUACAGCUGUGGUCAAUGUGGGAAGAGUUUUACUACAUCUGGUCAUCUGACUCUACACCAGAGAACACAUACAGGAGAGAAACCUUACAGCUGUGAUCAAUGUGGGAAGAGUUUUGGUCAUUCUGGCACUCUGACUUUACACCAGAGAAUACACACAGGAGAGAAACCUUAUAGCUGUGGUCAAUGUGGGAAGAGUUUUACUCAGUCAACCAGCCUGAUAUCACACCAGAGAACACACACACGAGAGAAACCUUAUAGCUGUGAUCAAUGUGGGAAGAGUUUUACUACAUCUAGCAAUCUGACUCUACACCAGAGAACACACACAGGAGAGAAACCUUAUAGCUGUGAUCAAUGUGGGAAAAGUUUUUGUCAAUCUAGGGAUCUGACAGUGCACCAGAGAACACACACAGGAGAGAAACCUUAUAGCUGUGGUCAAUGUGGGAAGAGUUUUACUACAUCUGGCUCUCUGACAUUACACCAGAGAACACACACAGGAGAGACACCUUAUAGUUGUGGUCAAUGUGGGAAGAGUUUUACUACAUCUAGCAAUCUGACUCUACACCAGAGAACACACACAGGAGAGACACCUUAUAGCUGUGGUCAAUGUGGGAAGAGUUUUACUCAGUCAACCAGCCUGAUAUCACACCAGAGAAUACACACAGGAGAGAAACCUUUCAGCUGUGGUCAAUGUGGGAAGAGUUUUACUACAUCUGGCCAUCUGACUCUACACCAGAGAAUACACACAGGAGAGAAACCGUAUAGCUGUGGUCAAUGUGGGAAGAGUUUUGGUCGAUCUGGCCAGCUGACAUUACACCAGAGAAUACACACAGGAGAGAAAACUUACAGCUGUGGUCAAUGUGGGAAGAGUUUUACUACAUCUGGUCAUCUGACUAUACACCAGAGAAUACACACAGGAGAGAAGCCUUAUAUCUGUGAUCAAUGUGGGAUGAGUUUUACUUCAUCUAGCCAGCUGACUUUACACCAGAGAACACACACAGGAGAGAAACCUUAUAUCUGUGAUCAAUGUGGGAUGAGUUUUACUACAUCAAGCCAUCUGAUUCGACACCAGAGAACACACACAGGAGAGAAACCUUAUAGUUGUAAUCAUUGUGAAAAGAGUUUUCCUACAUCUGGCCAGCUGACUUCACACCAGAGAACACACACAGGAGAGAAACCUUAUAGCUGUGAUCAAUGUGGGAAGAGUUUUACUAGAUCUAGCUAUCUGACAGUGCACCAGAGAACACACUCAGGAGAGAAAUCGUAUAGCUGUGACCAGAGAUAAUCUGAUAAAAGAUCUCUGACUAAAUUUCAGAAAAUACAUGAAGGAGUUGUUUCAUGAUAUCAAUGAAAUGAUGUCACAAUGUAGAAUGUUUUAACAUUGUAGUAGGAGUGUUUUAAUGAUGUCACAAUGUAGAACCCUAAAUGUUUGUCCCCUGUUCUAUUGAUUUCAGCAUGAUAUGGAUAUUAGCCUCAGGGGGAAAAUCCAGGCUCUGAAUUGGAAGAGUACUAUUUAUAUGAUUUAACAAAAAGUGACUAACACAAAAAGAGCUGUGUUACACUUACCACGUUGGUGACCCACUUGAAUUAAAAUGCAACACUUCAAAAAUGAAAAUAAAAUCUAGGCUCUGAAAUGAAAGAGUACUAUUUAUGAGAUUUAGUAAGUACACAUUAUUCCCAGAUUCCGUGUGGUUUUGAGCUGUUAGUUUUAACAGGACGUGCAACCUCAUCUCCCUCCUGUCGCACAAAUGAUUUUAGCAUGAUAUCGAUGAGUUAUGACAAAUAAGUGUUGCGUUCCUUUGUUUAGCGACCCCUACAUUUAAAUGCAUUCCAACAUCACGUACAACCUGAUUUCCCCCCUAAUCGAUAUCAGUGAUUUAUUGCUACUUGUCAAAACAACACUGUUUCUGGUGCUUGUGCAGUUUAUAAGGAGCUUGUUUAAAAAAAUACAAGAAUUAUGAUUAUUGUGGCAGUUUGUGUAAAUAGCACAUGUUAUGUUUAGGUUUUCAAUUUAUCCCAAACUGUUUCUGCAUAUUGGUUAUUGAUUUGGACACGUUAAAACUGUGUUUUGACAUUGAGGCUAUCCCACCUAGCACAAUGUAAUUGAAAAGACGUUGAAAAUAAGACUAUGCAAUCAACAACAAA
Molecule: messenger RNA, 4451 nt
Organism: Salvelinus fontinalis (brook trout)
Lineage: Eukaryota; Metazoa; Chordata; Actinopteri; Salmoniformes; Salmonidae
Product: zinc finger protein 271-like
Exons: 3
Coding region: 238-3591 (1117 amino acids)
Biological process (GO): negative regulation of transcription by RNA polymerase II
Molecular function (GO): DNA-binding transcription repressor activity, RNA polymerase II-specific
Source: RefSeq, a predicted model, not a curated record